AUGGUCCUUUAUCCAUUAAUUUCCACAGCCCUACCGCCGGUCACCACACUGCCCACCACAGGCUGGUGUCCGGACCAGGGACAGUGGAUAGACCAUGGGUCAGCCUGUUUCUAUUACGACACCAAUGCCUACUUGGACUGGGGAGAAGCUAGCUUCGAGUGCUACAAAAUAGGCGGUUAUCUAGCGUCUUUUACUAGCGACAACGAGACCAGUUUUAUACUCGAACUGUUGAACGAAGAAGUGGCGUCAAGAAAUUUGUGGAUUGGUCUCAUUAAAAGAAGAAAAGAACAUUAUCAGUGGGAGGAUGGUACGGUUGUCAACUACACCAACUGGUCUCCGGCCAAACCGAGCGCUACUGGUGACGAGGAGAGAUGUGCCGAGUUUCUGCCUACGUCAGGACUGUGGAAUGACGUAACGUGUGACGGAAGCAGGGGUUAUAUUUGCAAAACGUCUAAAAUUUUCCCUACGGUUGCUACAUCCUCCACGACAACACGCACAAAUACCUCCUCGUCAACACCCCCCAGACAUGAGGAACAUGUUGUCCGCGUUGCAGCUAGAGCACAAGGCCUGACUACUGGGUACACUGUGGGCAUAGCUCUCCUGUCCAUCAUCAUAGUGGGUCUUCUUGGUUUCUUCGGGUACAUUGUCUAUAAUCGACCUGGGAAGACUGAAGUCUCGGCUUUUUACAAUUCUGAAGAUGGAGACAAAGUAGAGUUUUCUAGAACAUCUGACAUCACUGAUAGACCUGCUGCGUAAAUCAUGUAUGUUACACGCCGUUGUCACGUGGCACCUUACUUAUGGCAACUGCAUGAAACUGAAUUUUCUCAUCGAUCGAAAACAAGCGUCAACCAUCAGUAUUUAAAUUGAUAACAAAUUUAUGAUUCUGAAAACAGUGCUCUCAUUAAUGAGUUGAAAAUUGAACUUCACUACCAUUCCAUCACUGUAUUCUAGAAUAAAACAUUUAUUUAUCUAAAAUAGAAUUCAAAGCAUUGCAGAAGAGUAGUUGCAAAUUGUUAUUUCCAUUGAACAACUGAUAUAAAAUUAAAUAACGGAAUAAUGGAGCUUGAAAAAACAAAAUAAAACAAAAAAUUAAUUACCGUGGAAUGCAAGAACACUAUAUGUCACAUCUAACGCAAUUCCACUAUCUAUAGCGACUACUACCCGGUCACAUUACAUCCCUGGUGAAUAUUCAGCUGAUAAAACGAAGGCAAUUUACUUUACUUAUAGUUAAUCCAGAGUACCCUUUAUUUAUCCUGUUACAGGUAUGUCGUAACUGACAAAAGCAAUUUCGU
Lingula anatina is the source of this 1292-nucleotide messenger RNA. RefSeq names its product lymphocyte antigen 75. The record is from RefSeq and is a predicted model, not a curated record. NCBI's taxonomy places the organism in Eukaryota, Metazoa, Brachiopoda, Lingulata, Lingulida, Lingulidae.